Messenger RNA from Ailuropoda melanoleuca (giant panda), 921 nucleotides. Its product is annotated as proline-rich protein 2-like. Bases 1 to 921 code for a protein of 306 amino acids. The record is from RefSeq and is a predicted model, not a curated record. The transcript has 2 exons. Lineage: Eukaryota; Metazoa; Chordata; Mammalia; Carnivora; Ursidae.
AUGGUGCUGGGAUACGGGCAGCACGUGGCUGUGGAUGAGGCUGAAACGUAUAUCCACUCCUCCCUGCCGACACCCUCAGAAUUCUGUCCCUCUCCUGCGCCAGACGGCCCACCCCGUUCCCGGCGGACACUUCCAACGACCACUUGUCCCCACCGGAGGCCCCCGAGCUUGCCCAAACUGUCCGCAAGGCCCCGGCCCGAGAACCUCAAGGCCCCUGCCCCCCACCAUCCAGGUGAGGCCCACCCCCAGCCGCUCGACGAACCCCCGAUUCCACACAUUGCCCGGUCCGGUCCUCCCCAAAGCCCCGGCCGGCUGGGGCGCCCUCCCCAGCGAGGUGUCCUAGCACGGGAAGCGCCUGCGGGGCGCGCCGGGCGGCUCCUCGGCCAGGGCCAGGCUCGGGCGCCGAGCACCGACGUGGCCGUGGGAGCGUGCGCGUGGCGGGACCGGGCCCCGGCGUCCCCUCCGGGCUGGCGGGUGGCGGGGGAAGAAGAUAGGACUGGGCGGGGAGCCGCUCACCUCCCUCGGCGCGACGGCGACUCCGCCCGGCUUCGGCUCCCUGCGCGCGGCCACUCCUCGGCGUCCCGCGCCCGCUCUGAAUAUACCCUCAUCCGGGGGGCCGGGACGGCGGGGCGGGCCGCGAGCUGGCCCGGGGNCCCCGCCCCCCGGCCACCCCGCCCCUCUCUUGCAGCUACGAGUGGCUACCCGCGCCGGGAGGAGCCGCCACCGCCCGCCCGGCCACGUCAGCGCCGCGAGCGCCGGCGGCGAGGAAACCGCCGAGGGGGCGGGGCCUUGCGCGUCACUUAUUCCCUGGCCCAAUGGGGACGGCGCUGGGAGUCCGGUCCGCGGGCGGCUCCGGUCCGCGGGCGGCCCCGCCCCCCCGGCGCGCGGCGGCCGGGGAGAGGUGUGCGCUGCGUCAGCUAG